Molecule: messenger RNA, 761 nt
Organism: Megachile rotundata (alfalfa leafcutting bee)
Lineage: Eukaryota; Metazoa; Arthropoda; Insecta; Hymenoptera; Megachilidae
Product: PX domain-containing protein kinase-like protein
Biological process (GO): early endosome to late endosome transport; protein targeting to lysosome; endosome to lysosome transport
Cellular component (GO): plasma membrane; early endosome; late endosome
Molecular function (GO): ATP binding; actin binding; protein kinase activity
Source: RefSeq, a predicted model, not a curated record
UACCGCCAUACUUCUACACCAUGCACAUGCGCACCCCCGAUAAAAUGGUGUACGAUGGGUGUUGAAUAGUGAGAGGAGCUUGUCAAAUUUGAUUAGUGUAAUCGUUGAACGGAAGAAAAUGAAAUGAAGGAGAAGUACGUCAUGUAUGGCGGCCCGCGGAAAGUAUGCGAUAGAGACACGCAGUUCGCCCCGCACGGGCUCUGCAUUCCGUCGGAUUAAUGAUCAAUGGCUUUAUUUGAGAAGCGAUACACGAAUAAAGUGCUGCUAGAUGAUACAGAAAAGCUGACGAGCGUCAUUGAAAAUGCAAGAACAAUCGACGGACAUACGGAGUACGUAAUUAAAAUACAAAGAGGUCCACUUCCAGAGAAAUCUUGGAGAGUUAGCAGACGUUACAAUGACUUUGUACAGCUUAAUGCAGCUUUGUGUAUAUCAGGCAUUGACCUGGCACUUCCUCCAAAGAAAAUUAUUGGUAAUAUGGAACCAGACUUUAUAGCUCAGCGUCAAAUAGCACUACAGAAUUAUCUAAACAAUAUACUAAUGAAUCCUAUAUUGGCAUCAUCACUUCCUACGAAAAAAUUCUUAGAUCCGGAUAAUUACACAGCACCGUUACAUGGUAUGAUCUAAUUAUAAUAAUCAAAGCUGUUUAAUGAAUGUAAUAAUGUAAUUAAAAAAAUAGCUUUGCAACAGGUGUCACUAGCCUUGCGCAGUGAUGCAAAUUUUGAAGUGUGCAAAGCCAUUCCUGAUAUGGGAUGGCGGCUGAG